AUGGCUUCUCCUAGAUCAGGAAUUUCUAUCUAUAAGUGUCUUUCUCCAAAUAUAUCCACUAUUAGACAUACCACAAGUCCAAAAACACCUGUAAGAAAUUCUUUAACUCUAGAAGAUAUUUUUGCAAACCAUAAGGUUUCACCAAUUUUUAAUAUUGAUAGUCCUUAUAAAAAAAAAAUAGUUAAUGAAGGUUUUUUGGAACAACAUCAUACAGUACUUGGAAAUGGAGCUUUUGGAACAGUUUAUAAGGCAUAUUAUAAGGGCAAAAAGGUUGCAGCUAAAAUAAUUAAAAGUAAUAAUAAAGGGAUAGGUUCAGUGGGUAUGGAAAGAGAAGCAGCAUUUUUAAGACACAUGAAUAUUAUAAAAAUUCUUAAUGUUGAUGAAGGACCUGUCUUAACGUUAAUUACAAUGGAAUUAUGUGGUAAUUCAUUGCAAAAUAUUCUUGAAGAGAGUUCAAUUACUAAACAUCAAAGAAUUCACAUUUGGCAAUCAAUAGCUAAAGCAUUAAAAUAUUGUCACAAAAUGGGCAUUGUUCAUGCUGAUGUAAAACCAAAAAAUGUUUUAAUGGGUAUGGAUGAUCAACCAAAACUAGCUGAUUUUGGAAGUGCUGUUUUUGUUAAUGAUCUUUAUAUUCCUUUUGAUUUUCAUGGUACUCCUGGAUAUGCUGCACCAGAAGUUGUCCGUGGUAAAUUACCUACACCUUUAUCAGAUAUUUAUUCUUUAGCUAUUCUGGCUUGGCAAAUGCUUUCAAGAAAACCACCUUUUGCAGGAUUACAUACUCAUACUAUUCUUUAUCUAACAGGAAAAGGGAUAACACCUAUUGAUUAUACUUUGAAUGAUGGCUUUCAAGGAAAGUACAAAGAUUUGUAUAAAAAAUGUUGGAAUAAGCAAUGUGACGAAAGACUUAAUCUUCUCACAAUACUUAAAAAAUUAAAAAUACUAGAAAUUAAUAUUUUUAAGGUUAGUUUUUAAAGUUUUCAAGUUUCUGGCAUGUCUCCACCAGGUACAAGC
Messenger RNA from Ceratosolen solmsi marchali, 1011 nucleotides. RefSeq names its product proto-oncogene serine/threonine-protein kinase mos (gene Mos). Gene Ontology annotation, biological process: protein phosphorylation. Gene Ontology annotation, molecular function: protein serine/threonine kinase activity; ATP binding. The coding region runs from base 1 to 972 and encodes 323 amino acids. Lineage: Eukaryota; Metazoa; Arthropoda; Insecta; Hymenoptera; Agaonidae. The record is from RefSeq and is a predicted model, not a curated record. The transcript has 5 exons.